Messenger RNA from Olea europaea var. sylvestris, 788 nucleotides. RefSeq names its product glycine-rich RNA-binding protein 4, mitochondrial-like. The record is from RefSeq and is a predicted model, not a curated record. Lineage: Eukaryota; Viridiplantae; Streptophyta; Magnoliopsida; Lamiales; Oleaceae. Gene Ontology annotation, molecular function: RNA binding. The transcript is spliced from 5 exons. The coding region runs from base 99 to 524 and encodes 141 amino acids.
UCGAUUCAGUGUACCUGCAAAUCUGCAAACUCAACAAGAGUGGCAUAAGCCCUAGCCGCUCUCCAUAAACCCUUCUCUUUUAUCAGUUUAUUGUGCAAAUGGCAUUCUACAACAAAGUUGGAACCUUGUUGAGGCAGAGCAUCUCUUCGAACAGUACAUUGCAUGGGCAGGUGCCAUUGAUUAAUGCCAUUCGCUGCAUGUCUACAAAGCUUUUUAUUGGUGGGCUUUCAUAUGGAACUGAUGACCAAUCCCUUAGGGAUGCAUUUUCUAGCUUUGGUGAUGUUGUUGAAGCUAGAGUCAUUACUGAUCGAGACACUGGAAGGUCAAGAGGAUUUGGGUUCGUGAACUACUCAACUGAAGAAUGUGCUAAUUCAGCACUAUCGGCCAUGGAUGGACAGGAACUGAAUGGAAGGAAUAUCCGAGUUAGUCACGCCAAUGAGAGACAACCUCGCAAUAACUUCGGUGGUAAUCCUGGAGGAGGUUUCCGUGGUGGAUUUGGUAAUGAUGCGAAUGACGGAUAUUGAAGGACUCUCAUUGUCUGUAUAGUCAGUGACAAGUUUCUUUAUUUCCCAAGUUGAGAUGCAUGCUUUGAUUGUUUGCAUGUGCUUUUAGAAUCUUUUUGCUUGCGUUGUAGGGAGAAUUGGAUUGACUCAAACUCAAGUUUUAGUAUGCUUUGAAUACUAAAUUUACUUUUUGCUUCAAUUGAUAUGAUCUCGAGGAAAAGUAUAUUAUCGGUUCAAAUAAUUAUACUAUUUGAAUGAAAGGGCAUGUUUUGAAUUUUAAUUAAA